Strigops habroptila (Kakapo) is the source of this 1997-nucleotide messenger RNA. RefSeq names its product protein phosphatase 1 regulatory subunit 3G (gene PPP1R3G). Gene Ontology annotation, biological process: regulation of glycogen biosynthetic process. Gene Ontology annotation, molecular function: glycogen binding; protein phosphatase 1 binding. The transcript has a single exon. The record is from RefSeq and is a predicted model, not a curated record. NCBI's taxonomy places the organism in Eukaryota, Metazoa, Chordata, Aves, Psittaciformes, Psittacidae. The coding region runs from base 3 to 719 and encodes 238 amino acids. Gene Ontology annotation, cellular component: protein phosphatase type 1 complex.
UAAUGCUGCUGGAGCUGCGCCGCUGCGGGCGGCCGCCGUCCCCCGGCCCCGGCGAGCGGCGGGAGGAGGGGGAGGAGGAGGCAGAAGAGGAGGAGGAAGAGGAAGAGGAGGAAGCGGCGGCGGGCGAAGAUUGUUGCAGCAAGUGCAAGAAGCGGGUGCAGUUCGCCGACUCGCUGGGGCUGAGCCUCGCCAGCGUCAAGCACUUCAGCGACGCCGAGGAGCCGCAGGUGCCUCCCGCCGCGCUGUCCCGCCUGCAGAGCCCGGCCGCCGCCGAGCCGGACCCGCCGCCGCCCGGCGAGGACCCGCCGCAACCCGCUCCGCGCCUGGUGCCCGACUUCCCCGACGGCGGGGAGCCCAGCGCCGAGCGGCUGCAGCGGCAGCGCGUCUGCCUGGAGCGGCUGGGGCGGCCCGCGGCGCCCACCGACGUGCGGGGCACGGUGCGAGUGCUGGGCGGCCCCGGCCCCCAGGAGGUGACGGUGCGCUACACCUUCAACGAGUGGCUCUCCUUCCUGGACGUCCCGGCCGCCCCGCUGCCCCCCGACCCGCCGGCCGAGCGCUACUGCUUCACCCUGCCCGUCCCGCCGAGCCUGCGGGAGGGCUCGGCCCUUCACUUCGCCAUCCGGUACCGCGGCCCGCAGGGCGAGUUCUGGGACAACAACGGCGGCCGCAACUACACGCUGCGGUGCUGUGGCUGCCCCGAGGUAGCCCCCCGUGAUUGAUGGGCGCCCGAACGGGAGGGCAGGGGCAGGCGGCCGCAGCCCCGAGGCCCUAUCGGGAGAGCCCCACCCCGAAGACUCCCCCAGACCUGGUGGUUUUUAAGCGGGCGCUUCAUUUUUUCCAGCGAAGGAUGGACGUGCAUAGUGUUGCGUUGCUGUGGCUUGUGGAAUCGUUUUCCUUUUAUUUUGUGGCGAGAAGAAGAGACUGAGUAGCGUGGGCUUUGCUUUUCCCCUCUUGAAGUGAAUUUUUGGGGUCUUGAUUCAGGCUUGACUGCGCCUGCCUGGUUAGUCAGAGCUGCACAGAGCGCUGGUGUGAAAACUGUGAUGUGUUCGCUCCAGAUGUAACUUUGGAUCCAGGUUUUCCUGUUGUCACAUCUAUUUCAAAGACAUAGUACUGUGACAGCAAUGGUGUGCUUUGUCUUUUUUGUUUUUAGUUAUUUUGUUAGUUGAAUGGACUCUGUGACAAUAUGAUUCACUGCUGUGAGCACCCGUCAAGCUCACGACAGGCUUGCCUGCCCGUCCCACCUUUGCUGUGCCUGCGGCAUCUCUAACAACAGCCUGUUUUGGGGCUGGCUGUGGGGCUGGACUGGGCUGCUCUGGUUUUUGUCACUCAGCACACUUGGAUACCGCUCCCUGCCUUCCCCGGGCCUGUGCGCACAUCCCGCCUGGCUAAUAGCAGCCAACAGGGACUUCUGCAAAAAUGUUUUUGCUUAAAAUAGACUGGUGACUUCUUCUCACACAGAUGAGAAGUCUAAAACUGGGACAGAGGAGGAGUUAAAGCAUUUGCUGAUGCUGCGUUUAUCAGGAGAACUUUGCUAACACCUUUGAGUAACGCCCUGUGAAGUAAAAGCUGGUGUCUGCUUCGCACACAGUUCGGUAUUUCCAGGUUUGGGGAGUGGUGACUAGUUUGGAUGACCUUCUCCCAGAGGAGGGCCGAUGCUACACAGAGGGUGUCCUCAGUAACAAAUGAAAACAAGUGCCUUAGUUCAGCUCUCCCUGUAUUACAUUUUGCACCACAUUUCUCAACUAUUUCUAAUUUAUUCAGCUUAUUUUGCUACAUACUUUUCAGUGUUUGUAUGUUGGUGGGAAAGGGGUUUGUUGUGCUCACGGUUGGGCUUUGUUGCGUUGGGCACUUAAAAUGGUUUCUGUAGUCUUCACUCUUGACCUGCAAGCCUGGAGGUUGACUACAACUGGUGCCCCAAGCCCUGAAAUUAAGCAAAAAGUACCAAUGAGAAUGGGUUUGUAAGAAUAAAAAAAGCUUUAAAAAACUUGAAAAGCUCA